This is a messenger RNA of Aspergillus wentii DTO 134E9, 1174 nucleotides long. RefSeq lists its product as uncharacterized. The record is from RefSeq and is a predicted model, not a curated record. Gene Ontology annotation, biological process: retrograde vesicle-mediated transport, Golgi to endoplasmic reticulum. The transcript has 2 exons. The coding region runs from base 235 to 1143 and encodes 302 amino acids. Lineage: Eukaryota; Fungi; Ascomycota; Eurotiomycetes; Eurotiales; Aspergillaceae.
CCACAGUCCGCACUCCAGACGAUCUGUCAACCUUUCCUCCACAAUCAUCAAAAAUUCCAUCUGAUAUACAAAUUUCUUGCCUCGUGAGUGGAUUCAAUAUUUUCAGUUCGUCUUUGUCCUCCGAUUGGCCGACCGGUACCAACAAAGAAAGGCCAGCUCACAUUUUCCGUCGCGACAGCAGCUCGACCUUUUGACAUUCACCACAACACAAAGAUCGUCCGAAUUCAAUAAAAAAUGUCUUCAGCGGAGGAGUCACCGGCCCAGAAGGCAUCUCGUCUACGCCGUGAGCGUCGUGAGGCCAAAAUCAGAGAUGGAGGAGCAGCGCGUUUGGAUAAAAUCACAAGCCUGAGUGGGCGGACACCAGCCCCCCGCGAAGAAGUUUCGCCAUCGCCAUCGCCGUCACCGCAGCCCCCAGCAUCCCUACCCACGUUGCCAGACGCCUCACUCCCUCCGUCACGACCAACAUCGGCACAAGCCACAACUCCAGGCGCAGAUGGUCAGUCGCCAGAAACCAUCCAGGCACAGCAAGAAUUCUUACGGUCAUUACUCCGCCAAAAUGGCCCAGCACCGGGACAGCAGGGACCUGAGGAAGAAGAUCCUACGAUGAAACUACUCAGUUCUCUUAUGGGAGGAGCAGGAGCAAUGCCACCUAUGGGCGACCAAGCCCCAGGUGCAGGCGCCGGUGCAGGCGCAGGCGCUGGCGGAGCUGCUGGCGGAGCUCCAGCAUUAUCGCCAGAGAUGAUGUCCGCUCUUGGCCUCCCUCCGUUCCUGUCAAACAUAAUAGGAGCGGUGAUGACACCCCAAUCGGAGGAGGAAAAGAAGCAGGCUUGGACAUGGAAGGUUCUGCAUGUCAUGUUCUCGCUGGCAGUGGCUUUCUAUCUGCUCUUGCUCAUUGGGUCAUCUGUUUCGACGUUCGGGAGCCAGCCGCCGCCGCCAGCAACGGCACGGAACCCGUUUCUAUUUUUCACGACCGGUGAAGUGAUGUUGAGUGGGGCGAGAAUGGCAAUUAAGAGCCGGGCCGGGGCCCGCGCUGGACUUGGGACGUGGAUUCAGUUAGGGAAAGACGUUGUGCGCGAUGGGAGUCUGGUGUUGUUUGUCUUGGGGAUGGGGACAUGGUGGCAUCGGGGGUGGAUGGCGUAUUAGGUUGAUUAGCUUGUUGGGAUAGUUAGCCUAU